This is a messenger RNA of Guillardia theta CCMP2712, 816 nucleotides long. RefSeq lists its product as hypothetical. The record is from RefSeq and is a predicted model, not a curated record. Lineage: Eukaryota; Cryptophyceae; Pyrenomonadales; Geminigeraceae. Gene Ontology annotation, cellular component: nucleus; cytoplasm. The coding region runs from base 1 to 816 and encodes 271 amino acids. The transcript has 2 exons. Gene Ontology annotation, molecular function: protein serine/threonine phosphatase activity.
AUGCACGCCCUUGCUCGCUACAUAGAGACCGUGGCCAAGGACGUGAGGAAGCUUUGCCUCGCGGAGCCGCGCUGUGUGCACGUGAAGGCCCCCUGCUACAUCCUAGGAGACAUCCAUGGAAACUUCGCUGACCUAGUGGCGUUUGAGAAGGCUCUGUGGAGGAUCGGCCCGAACCUCUCGCCCGCAAACUUCCUUAUGCUGGGAGAUUAUGUAGACCGUGGCGCCCACUCGGUGGAGGUCGUGGCCUACUUGUUUGCUCAGAAGCUGAUGUGUCCGAGCAAGUUCAAGCUCUUGAGAGGAAACCACGAGACCAGGAUACAGAACAGCCACUCGGGGUACAACCCUUGCUUCCGGGACUCGUGUGAGAAGCACUUUGGGAAGGAGGUCGGGGACUCAGUGUGGGAGUCGGUGAACUUGGUCUUCGAUGCUCUCCCGCUGGCCGCCGUCGUCGACCACAACAUCUUCUGUGUACAUGGAGGCAUCCCGAGUCCCAGCGUCUUAAGGAAGCAUGGAGAGUACGGGUCUGCUUCUCUCAUCGCCGAGAUCAACAAGAUUCCUCGCGAUCUGCCCCAGCCCGAUCCCUCGGUGGGAGGGGACCCGCUGGCAUGGGAUCUGAUGUGGAAUGAUCCAGCUCCCUCCAACUUUCACACGCUCUCCCCCUCCAAGGGCCGCCAUACGGCUCUGCAGCAAAAUCAUGUUGCUGAUCCCACAGUGCAGUUCCUCCGCAGGUACAACUUCAGCCACCUUGUACGAGCACACGAGGUCCGCAAGACCGGGUUUCAGGUAUCUCCUUGGGGCGUCUGCUGGGGUGGUUGA